ACUUCAUUUCGGUCGCCGAAGCAACCGUCUCGCCGCUAGAGUGCGCCUCUUUCGUGUCCGACUUCAAAGCCAUACUGGCGGAAACCUAUCUGGACUUCAGUGCUUUACGAAGAAGUCUGGGGAGCCUCGUCUCGACAAGUCAGGAUAGAUAGUUGCAGCACUGACAGUUAAUAUAAAACCGCAAGAAAUCUCUAAAUUGCCUGAACCGCACAAUGAUAUUGGAUUUACAAAAAUGGGAGCGGAGGUUGAGUCAAGAUUCCUUGGCGUGGUGAAGUAAACUGGUUUGUCCAGGAGAGCAACCAGUCUAAAUUCCUAUUUGAUGGUAAAGAACAUGAUGGCGUUCCUCCUGUGUGUUAGUCUGUGGAUGCUCCUGGCUGUUCACUGCCAGGCUGGAGCUGUGAAGAACUGUCACCCAAGCUGCCACUGUGAGGUGGAGAGCUUUGGCUUGUUCGACAGCUUCAGCCUGACCAGGGUGGAUUGCAGGGGAGUGGGCACCAGCCCCAUCCCCAUCCCCCUGGACACUGCCCACCUGGACUUGUCCUCCAACUCCAUGUCCCUGCUGACCGACACUAUGCUCUCUGGACCUGGCUAUACCACGUUGGUCAGCCUGGACCUCAGCAACAACCGCAUCUCCAUGGUCAGCCCCAAGGCCCUGUCCAGGCUGCGCUACCUGGAAUCUCUGGACCUCAGCCACAACUCCCUGGAGGUCCUGGAUGAGGGCUGCUUCUCUGGCCUUCCUCUGGCUGAGGUGGACCUCAGCCACAACCACUUCCGGGAGUUUGACCUGGACAUGUUCAUCACUAAAGGUCACGGAGAGCCAAUCAACGUGGAUCUGUCCCACAACCGGCUGACGGUGGUCUCCAGGAGUUCCUCUAGGAGCCCCUUGCUACAUGUCCAGAACCUGACUCUAGCAGCCAAUCAGCUGAGGGCCGUGCCCAAGCUAAAAGGCAUCCCGUUGAGGGAUCUAAGCCUGGAUGUGAACAUUAUCUCGCGCAUUGAGGAGGGGGCCUUUGAGGACCUCAAGGACCUGGUUCACCUAUCCCUCAGUGCGCUUCCUGAGCUCUCUGACAUCCAGCCUAACAGCUUCAGAGGCCUUCAGAGCCUUCAGGUCUUGGACCUGUCCAACAACGCCAAGCUAAAGACACUGAGCCCAGCUGUGUUCAGUGGACUUGUGUCUCUACAGGAGCUCAAUCUGUCCAACUCUGGAGUAACGUCAUUGCCAAAUAACAUGCUAAGUCACUUGCCAAGCAUCAAGAGUAUUACCCUGGGCCAGAAUAUCCAUUGUUGGAGGGCUCAAAAGCAGGGCCAGUUUCACAGGCAGCUUGGACAGGAACAGAAACAUGACGAGGUGCUAACCUGUGAUGUUAAAGGCAUUGUGUCGUGAUUGUGUUGGGAUUGUUGCCUUCGGUAUGGACAUCUAACUAGCACAUUAGUGCUAAAACUGUGCCUUAUAUCACUAUAUGCAAAGAACAAUUUUUGUUAUUGCUGCCAAACAUGAUAAUUACUAUUUGAACAGUUUUGUUUAAAUUAAAUUUGUGUUUUGCUUUUAUUCCAAAGGCCUGAGGUAUUUAUUUCAAACCACUGUUGAUACACUGUCAUGUCAUGCUUGUUAUGCAUAAAUCAUGUAUUUAAAUUACAGUAACAAGCUAGCAAUAGCAUUGAUGGAUAUUAUCUUCAAACCAUUUAGCUUUUCCUCUUCCAAUUUUGAAGGAGAUUUUAGGAUCUGGAACUAAAAAAGAUACCUCAGCCACUAGGAAACAUAUUAUGUUCCAUAACAAUCAUCAGUAUACACAUUACUGUGCAAGGACCACUCUUAUGUCAGACCAAAAGGUUAACAUCUUAUGUAGAGUAUGUAGUUAUGUAUGUCUAGCAUAGGAGGCUGGUGGGAGGAGCUAUAGGAGGACAGGCUCAUUGUAAUGUCUGGAGUUGAAAAUAUGGAAUGUUAUCAAACAUGUUCCAUUCUAGCCAUUACAAUGAGCCUGUCCUCCUAUAGCUCCUCCCACCAGCCUCCUCAGAUGUCUAGUUAUCAUUUCAAUCAGAUAUUAUUGUGGACAAAUUCUCCUGCUAUCUUCCUCAGUCAUGUUUACAUGGCCUAAGACCUGGAAGCCAACAUUGCGUGUUCUGUUUCAAAGAGCUGUUACACAACUGGUUGAAAUGUGAUCUGAACAAAUCAAUGCAGAAACAAAUUCUUGAACGUCACCUAGGGGAUUUUCGCUGCUCUGUUAUUGAAUCAGUUUCCCAUGACAGUGACCAUUUAUUUCAAAACAUAAAAUUGGCUCCAGGCAGUUUAUUAGACACAGACAUGUUUCGUCCUGUAUUUUCUUAUCUCUUCUGACAGAGAAGUGUGUUUUAACUGAAACAAUAUACGUGAUGUAUUUGAUGCAUUGUAUUAUUCACCCUACUUUGAAAUGUUAUAAAUGUCGCAGCUUUUCUACAGCAUCAACUUUGGAUCUACAUUGGCCAAAAUCCUUCAGAUAUUCUGUGCAACAACAACUGCAUGUUUGAACACCUGCCUUGGUUGCUAUUCCUGUGGUAUAAUAUGGACCGAAAGAGACAUAACUGCACUUGAACUGUUUUGAAUGUUAAACAUCUGCGUAAAGAUGUUUUAUAUUUCUUUAUCAAUAGUGUAUACACUUAGUGUACAAAACAUUAAGAACACCUUCCUAAUAUUGAGUUGCACCCCUGAGAACAGCCUCAAUUUGUUGGGUCAUGGACUCUACAAGGUGUCCAAAGCGUUCCCCAGGGGUGAUGGCCCAUGUUGACUCCAAUGCUUCCCAUGGUUGUCAAGUUGGCUCAAUGUCCUUUGGGUGGUGAACCAUUCUGAUACACAUGGGAAACUGUUGAGCGUGAAAAACCCAGAAGCAUUGCAGUUCUUGACACAAGCCGGUGUGCCUGGAACCUACUACCAUACCCUGUUCAAAGGCACUUAAAUAUUUUUUUCAUUCCCAUUCACCCUCUAAAUGGCACAUGUACACAAUCCAUGUCUCAAGGCUUAAAAAUCCUUCUUUAACCUGUCUCCUUCCCUUCAUCUACACUGAUUUGAAGUGGAUUUAACAAGUGACAUCAAUAAGGGGAUCAUAGCUUUCACCUGGUCAGUCUGUCAUGGAAAGAGCAGGUGUUCUUAAUGUUUUGUACAUUCGGUGUAUAACUUUGUAUAGAUGUAAAAUAGAUGGAUUAUUCUACACAUCUGUGUACUUUACAUAAAUGUAUUAACUUUUAAUUAUUUGUAACUUUGUUUACUACCCUGUCCCCAACAGCCUGUGGCAUUCCACAAUUGCUAGGUGUGUCUGUAUAUGAAAACAUAUAAAUUGUUUGGGUUUCAACGCA
This is a messenger RNA of Salmo salar (Atlantic salmon), 3327 nucleotides long. RefSeq names its product tsukushi. The record is from RefSeq and is a predicted model, not a curated record. Gene Ontology annotation, cellular component: extracellular matrix. Lineage: Eukaryota; Metazoa; Chordata; Actinopteri; Salmoniformes; Salmonidae. Gene Ontology annotation, molecular function: protein binding.